ACCAGAAUAAUGUGGACACCGUCGAGGAGCUCAUUGGACAGGACUUCCAUAUUUACAAAUCAAUGGUUCCAUUCUAUGUGGACAUGACUUCCCGGAUGAUUGUGGCGCCGGGUAUAGAGGUGGAGGACCUGAUGGCUCUGCCCAUCCCUCGCAAAGUGAACGCUCAGGAUCUCAAACUCGAAUCGUAUGAAUACAUUACUAACGAAGACUAUAACGCUAUCGAAGAAAGUGAUAAAAAGAAAGUUAUGGAGUAUUUGAAGGUCUGUUCAACGGUAGCCAAUAAAAUCAAGAAUAACUUCGAUUCAGACAGAAGUGAAUCCAAGAAUUUUGAAAUAAACGACGAUUUGAUUCACGAAUACAACAAAGACAUCGACACUAAAGAAGAUCACGUUUUGUUGAAAGUGUUUAAUGAAAUCUCGAAGAAGUCUGUGGACCAGAACCAGAAUCUCGUGGACGGAAAGCUCAAUGACUUUGUGUCAGAUUUGCUGCAAAAACCAGAAUACGAUCUGUCGUUGGAUAUGAUAAACCGGGUCUCGAAGAACGAGCGCCUCAUCAGAACUCUUGUGGAUAUUGUCAGCGAAAACAAUGUCCCGAAGAAAGAGAUCAAAGUAUUGGAAAUUAAUUUCAAUAAAAAUAUUUUCGCCGAAGAGAUCGACAAUCAUUUGGCGUCUGCGGCCAUAUAUCCGAUUGACGUCGACUACAAUAUAGCCGUCAAAUCGACGUCUAAUGUGAAGGAAGACGUGAGGAAGUCAUUCAAAGUGACCGAAUGGGACGUCGAGAAGUCGAGUUUCCCGGUGGACGUGACCCUGGCCAAUUUGGUCGUAUUCAACGACUCGCAAGACUUGUGGGACUUAAGUCUCGCCGAUUUCCUGCAGGAGUUAUACGACUGUAUUUCGAGCAAAGGUUUCCUGAUCUCUGUCUUCCGCUAUCGACUCACAGAACCGGAGCUCGCGUUGAAUGCAUUGAAAGGCAAAAACAAUGUCAACGAAAGAGAUCUAAUUAAACGGAUCAACGAUUUCGCCAAAGAGGCCGAAAGCGUGGGAUUCAGUGUCAUCAGCAGUAAGUCGGACUCAAUCGGUACGACCGCUCUGUUGUUCAGAAAGAUCGCCACUAAAGAGCCGGAACUGCCGGACGACAAGAAUGUCAUUGAGAUUAAUGACAAAACCGAGCAAUGGUUUGAGACAAUUAAACAGAAACUCUUGGAUCAGAAGGAGAGUGAGAGGAAUGAUGAAGAGAUUUGGCUGAUCGCCAACGACUCGUCUAAGAACGGAAUCGUUGGUCUCAUUAAUUGUCUCCGAUUAGAGCCGGGAGGGGAGACCAUCCGAUGUCUGUUCAACUGCGACAACACUCCCGUCAACUUCAAGGACAAGCCUUUCUAUAAUGUUUUGGCCAAUGAUUUAGCCGUUAAUGUCUUGAAAGACGGACACGCUGGACUCAACUUUAAAGACGUUAUGUUUGCCACCGGUCGCAUAGCGUCAGGUCCGCUCAGUUUGUUCACCGACUGUCUGAUCGGUAUUGAGUUCGCCGGCCGUCGAAGAGACACCGGAGAGCGUGUCUGUGGUUUCGAUAUGAGUCGAUGCUUUGCCACAUCAGUGGAUGCUAUGGAACAGUGCAUUACAACCAUUCCCGACAACUGGUCGAUGGACGACGCCGUCACCAUUCUCUGCACAUACAGUACCCUAUGGUAUGGUCUCAUAGAAAGGGCACACAUUCGCAAAGGCGAUUCAAUUCUUAUCCACUCAGCCGCGGGUGGUAUAGGACAGGCAGCCAUCACUAUUUGCCAGAAUUAUGAUAUGGAUAUCUUCGCGACUGUCGGUACCGAAGAUAAGAAGAAGUUCUUAAUGACUGAAUACAAUAUUCCUGAGAACAGAAUAUUCAGUUCAAGAGAUAUUCAGUUUAAGUUCAGAAUUAAGGCAUUGACUAAAGGAAAGGGAGUCGACGUUGUCUUGAAUUCGUUGACAGGAGACAAACUUGAGGCCAGUUAUGAAUGCGUUGCGGAUUGCGGUCGGUUUGUAGAGAUCGGCAAAUAUGACCUCCAAAUGAACAAACAGUUGGGAAUGUUUUCAUUCCUCAGAGAUAUCUCUUUCAUCGGAGUAUCUGCUGAUAGGAAGCUGUUUAUGGAUAAGGACUUCAUCGACAGAUUCUUCGAUUGGAUGCAUAAGAACUGCAACAACGGAAUGAUUAAACCGUUGAAUAAGAAUAUAUUCAAAGCGGAAGAGGCGGAGAAGGCGUUCCGAUACAUGACAACCGGUAAACAUAUGGGAAAAAUUGUGCUCAAAAUGAGAGAAGAGGAGAACAUGAAGAUUGUGGUGAAUGGUUAUACACCGGCGCCCACUCUUAAGACCACCACUAAGACAUACUUCAACGCAAACAAAGUCUAUAUAAUAACAGGAGGUUUGGGUGGUUUUGGCAUUGAAUUGCUUCACUGGAUGCUGCACUUAGGCGCCCGAAAGUUUGUACUCACCUCUAGGAAAGGCGUGAAGACGGCGUACCAGAAGUAUAUCGUCGACCGAUUGAAGUCGUUUGGCGUCAAUCUGCAGAUGUUUAGGUCAGACAUCGUUGUGUCCACUCAUAACUCAAACACCAUUGAAGGCGCUAAAGGUCUUAUGGCUGAGGCCUCCAAAUUAGGUCCAAUCGGCGGUGUCUUUCAUUUGGCUCUCGUUCUCAAUGACUGUCUUCUAGAGAACCAAACCUUUGAUAAAUUCCAGGAAACUAUUGAUUCAAAGACUAAGAUAUUUGAGAAUUUGGAUAAAAUCACUCGAGAGUCGAAAUUGAAUCUGGAUUACUUUGUGGUGUUUUCAUCGGUAACGUGUGGUAAGGGUAAUGCGGGUCAAGCCAACUAUGGUUACGCCAACUCUGUCUGCGAACGCGUCUGUGAACUCAGGAAAAAGGAUGGCCUCAACGGUCUGGCCAUCCAAUGGGGACCUGUGGGUGAUGUGGGCGUUAUAGCCGACACUGAGAUGAGUGCGUUGUCCGGAAUUGUCAAACAGAGGAUCAACUCAUGUUUGGAUACUUUGGAUAAAUUGCUUCAAUCACAGAAACCUGUGAGAGCGAAACGAUUGACUCAAAGCGGUACUAAAGAGUCGCGAAUUGUGAGUCAGAUUUGGUGUGCGUUGGGUAUCGACCCCAAGACAACGCCCGAUCACUUGACUCUGGGAGAGAUCGGUAUGGAGUCUAUGUUUGCGGUGGAACUACAGCAGGGAUUGGAAAGGGAUUACGACAUCAAAGUGUCGUUGACUGACAUCAAGAACGUGACCAUAAGAAUGAUGAAAGACUUCGAGAACGGAAAGAUCGAUGAGUUGAGAGUAUUUGCCGACGACUUGAAAUCGUGUCGAAACAAAUUGAGCAAGAUUAAGUUCAUUAUACCUACCGAUGCGUUCACUAAACUCAAUAGCGGAAAGACAGGAAAACCUAUAUAUUUCUUGCCUCCACUCGAAGGCAUAUUCGCAUCUCUGGAAGCGUUGGCCGAGAAGAUGGACAGACCUGUCAUUGGUCUCAAUUGGAUCAAAGACAUGGAGAACAUGGGUUCGCUGAAGGAGAUCAGCAAAUAUUAUAUCGAUUUAUUGAAAGCCAUUCACCCGAAAGGCGAUUACGAUAUCGUCGGCCACUUUUACGGCGCUCUCAUAGCUAUGCAAAUGCUUAAGAAGAAGGCGCCCAUCGGUAAGGCCGUCAUCAUUGAUAUGCUCUCCGACAUCAAGAUUGAUGAGGACAUGAUGUCUGACGACUACUUACUGGAACUGAUUAUCACAUUCAUUGCCAAAGAUUUGCCAAAAGUAGUAAAGGAUAAGAUCAGGCGAGACGUGGCCCUCAAACCGGACCCCAACUCGAAACUCAUCAAAAUCAGUGAUGAGUUGAAGGACUUUGUGGGCAAAUCGCUGGUCAGCCGCGACUUAGAGGACAUUCUCAUCAAUUCAUUCAAAAGAGCGAAACUCUUCUCGACCUAUCGGUUCAAUAUGAAGAAUAAGUUCAAGAAAAUCAAGAUAGAAAUCGGACGCAAAUAUCUCGAAAUGAAUGGCAAACUAUUGAUCAUUAAAUUGUUUGAAUUCGGAAAUACGAAAGUGUCUGAAGUGGACCAGGACAUGUCCGAACGCAUCAAAAAUGCCUACUUCCUCCCAGAGAAGGGACUGGAGGGUAAACUCAACUUCGAGACCAUUGACGCCAAUCCGGAGUCCAUAUCACUGAAUGCUUUUGAAAAGAUAUCGUUUUCUAUGAACGAGUUUUUGAGUAAAAAAUAAUUUCUUAACUCUUUUGCCG
Messenger RNA from Oppiella nova, 4254 nucleotides. The record is from the annotation of a GenBank genome assembly. Lineage: Eukaryota; Metazoa; Arthropoda; Arachnida; Sarcoptiformes; Oppiidae.